Podarcis muralis (Common wall lizard) is the source of this 898-nucleotide messenger RNA. RefSeq names its product amine sulfotransferase-like. The record is from RefSeq and is a predicted model, not a curated record. NCBI's taxonomy places the organism in Eukaryota, Metazoa, Chordata, Lepidosauria, Squamata, Lacertidae. Gene Ontology annotation, molecular function: sulfotransferase activity.
AUGCAACCAGAGGAGAAAUACCUUUUCACAUACAAAGGAUGUUAUUUCCAGCGAGAAAUUGUUUCAGUGGAGUACUUAGAUUCCCUGGAGGAUUUUGAAAUAAGAGACAGUGAUGUGUUUUUAGUCACUUAUCCAAAAUCAGGCACAAUAUGGACUCAAAAUAUUUUGAGCUUGAUUUAUCAUGAAGGUCACCGAGAUGGAACUGAAAAAGUCGACUUACUAGACAGGGCUCCGUGGCUGGAGUACAAUGUCCGCAAUGUGGAUUACGUCAGUCGUCCAUCACCUCGCCUCUUUGCUUCCCAUCUACCCUACUAUUUAGUACCCAAAGGGUUAAGGAACAGAAGAGCAAAAGUUGUUUAUGUGGCCAGAAACCCAAAGGAUGUCUCAGUUUCCUUUUACCAUUUUUCCAAAAUGGCAGUCAAAUUUGAAGAAGUAGAAGAUUUUGGAAUUUUCAUGGAGAGGUUUUUGGCUGGGAAGGUACUUGCAAGUUUAUGGCUGGACCAUGUGGAAGGCUGGUACUCUCACAAGGAUGACUUCAAUAUUCUGUUUCUUACCUAUGAAGAAAUGAAGAAGGACCUGAGAAGCUGUGUCUUGAAAUUAUGCAACUUCCUGGGAAAGAGACUGACGGAAAAGGAGGUGGAUGCUGUUGUGGAUCAGGCUACAUUUAAUAAAAUGAAAGCAGAUCCCAGGGCAAACUAUGAGUUCAUGCCACCGGAUCUCAUGGACCACAGCAAGGGACAUUUUCUUCGAAAAGGCACUGUUGGAGACUGGAAGAACACGAUGACAGUCGCACAAAGUGAAAGGUUUGACAGCGUUUUUAAGGAGAGAAUGGAAAAGCUGCCCAUCGAGUUCUGCUGGGACAUCCAUGAGGAAUCAUGAGUCUGCCUUCAGCCUGGAA